GUGGACGAUUUCUACGGUGCAUGCAUAUUACGUAGUGCAGCUUAGGCGAUUAUCACUGUGAGUCAUCGAGUUCAGUUUCAGUAUACACAAUGAGCAAAAUACACGAAAAUAUCAACUGCGACGUAUGCGGCGUUCAGAACUUCCCUGGGAUCCGGUACGCCUGCCUCAGCUGCCAUGAUUACGACCUGUGCGAAAGUUGCCAGAAGCGUGGAGCAUUCAGUAAGACACACGCCCCUUACCAUCCAGUGCAAUCCGUCCUAACGCAGUACGAUUUCGUGCAAAAGUUUCAACACAGUGGAACGACCAGUUCUACGGGGUUCCAAAUCUAUCGUUGCCCACACUGUGGGAAUGAUGGCUUUAGCUUGUCCACAUUGCUCACUCACCUGAAGGCGGUGCAUCCGGAGUCUAAGAACAGAGUCCGUUGUCCCGUUUGCGUCACGUUUCGAAUAGGCCGGUACGGGUCGGAUCUGCUCGACUGGAGUUUGGCGUUCCACAUCGAGAAUGGACACAUGGGAUUCAAUACCGAUGUGGAACAUAUGUUUAAGACCCUGCAGUACGCGGCAACGUCUUAUUCCAGAGGCAAUCCGUCCUGGUCGAUAGAUGCCGAUGGAGCAAUCUGCAGCAUAUGUUCGGCCAAACUGGGAACGAACGGAAACAUUUACAGCUUUCUGCAAUGCGGUCACGGAUUCCAUCGUCCGUGUAUCGACUCCUGGCUGGAGAACAACAAUUUAAGCUGCCCGAUUUGUCGCGUACCGAAAUAAGUCAGGCGCCAAGGCUUUCGGAUGUAUUCAACUGCAAACAUGCUCGAUACAUAAUAGUUACUUUAUAAUAAUAAAUGAUUAACCACUGCUUAUCGUGCGCUGUUUAUCAUUUCCAACGACAUCCCUCGCCUUGAUGGUUUCGCUUGUCUAGCAGUCACAAACAGCUCUCAAUUGGAAAAC
This is a messenger RNA of Aedes aegypti (yellow fever mosquito), 941 nucleotides long. RefSeq lists its product as uncharacterized. Gene Ontology annotation, cellular component: plasma membrane. NCBI's taxonomy places the organism in Eukaryota, Metazoa, Arthropoda, Insecta, Diptera, Culicidae. The transcript is spliced from 4 exons. The coding region runs from base 90 to 761 and encodes 223 amino acids. The record is from RefSeq and is a predicted model, not a curated record. Gene Ontology annotation, molecular function: zinc ion binding.